Messenger RNA from Penicillium diatomitis, 903 nucleotides. RefSeq names its product histidine phosphatase family protein. The record is from RefSeq and is a predicted model, not a curated record. Bases 1 to 903 code for a protein of 300 amino acids. Lineage: Eukaryota; Fungi; Ascomycota; Eurotiomycetes; Eurotiales; Aspergillaceae. Gene Ontology annotation, molecular function: phosphatase activity. The transcript has 2 exons. Gene Ontology annotation, cellular component: cytoplasm; cytosol.
AUGAGGAUAUACCUCAUUCGACAUGGUGAGACAGUCCACAACGUGGCGCAAGUCUGGGCCGGGAGUACGGACUCUGCUCUCACGAACCACGGCAUGUUGCAGAUUGAGAGUUUGGGUCGAUUCUUUGCUAAUCGGCCGAUUCAAUUUGAUCAUGUUUACUCGUCUGAUUUAAGCAGAGCGCGCAUUACAGCCGAGGGUAUCUGUCGCAUGCAGCCUUCGAUGGUAAAUGGCGCACCAUUGACUCCUAUUCUGAGUCCAGACUUGAGAGAAAGAGAUUUCGGUUCAUUAGAAGGCGUGCGCAUACAACGUGCUACUGGAACCCCCGUUGAGAAUUUCUCGCAGAUUGUCACUGACAGGGAGAAGGUUCCGAUUGGCAAGGAAAAAGAGAGCAAGGAAUCCAUGCGCAAACGAUCGCUCAAUUUCCUUCAGACACAUCUAUUGCCACUUCUGCUAGAAGAAGAGGAGCAUUACGAGCGCAGAGUUGCAAUUGUGGCACAUGGGCUCAUUCUACGGGCUCUGUGGUUUUGCUUGACUGGAUUCUUCGAUCCUUCGAGCAUCUCUGUAAUGCCGGGCACUGCCGCAUGGAAUGGUGGACCGCCUGCUCUCUUGUCUCCUGUUUGGUCUAACACGGGCGUAAUGGAGAUUUUGAUCUCCAUGAGACCGAUCUGUUCAUCACCUGCGCCGCAGUACCCUGAUAUGGACCACGGACCUGAUGAAGCACUAUAUCAAGCUGAGACAGCACAGCCAGAUUCGAAAGUACUCCCGCUCUUGCAGGGAUGGUCAAUGAAGAUAGUGGGCGCGGACAAUACGGAGCACCUUGCUGGCCUGCGUCGCACACGGGGUGGCAUUGGGAGUGCUUCCUACGACAGCCGACAAAAGCGAAUCGAUUCGUUCUUCAAAUAG